Molecule: messenger RNA, 1064 nt
Organism: Cebus imitator (Panamanian white-faced capuchin)
Lineage: Eukaryota; Metazoa; Chordata; Mammalia; Primates; Cebidae
Product: cuticle collagen 13-like
Exons: 2
Coding region: 9-545 (178 amino acids)
Source: RefSeq, a predicted model, not a curated record
GCCCGGGCAUGGCCGCGGCGAGGGCGCUGGGCGGCAGCCUAGGCGCGCCCGCCCCGCACUGCCUCAGCGCGGCGAGCGGCGGACAGGCACCCUCGCGGGGAGGAGCCGGCGGCCCCGGGACCCGCCGCCGCGCGCCUGAACCCGCCCAUCCGGCUCCUUCUCCUCCCCAUGGGCGGGAGCGGCUCUGGCCCAGAGCCCACGGAGGAGCCAACUGCGGCCCCCAACCGAGCACCGCCAGCCCUGGGUGCCCCCUCACUUACACGUUUCUCCCCGGAACACCUGCCUUCACGCGGCCCCUGGAGGUCCCCGGAGUGGAUGGGGGUGGGCUGCUACCCUGGCCGCCCAGAGCCGGGGAUGCCCGCCUGGGGCAUCUCCCAGCUGAGCGGGAAGAGGGAUCCCGCCCAGUUCCGGGAGCUGAGUACCAGCGUGGACGUGAUGUCGAGGAGGUGUCACCGUCAGAGGAUGCAGCAUGUGUAAACUCAUGUAGAGUUUCUGACCAGACAAGACCUGCUGGAAAUUCCCAGGAUCUUCCUUUUUUAAGGUAGAAGUUAAUAAUAUGUUAUAUAUAUUGCUUUUUUCCUCCUUCCUUUCUGCAAAUGUUCUAUACUUUUUGUAUGAUUCUGAGAUAUCUUCUCCUGUAUCCCCACCCAUUGCUAACAUCACCAAAGUCCCUCUUACAAAAAUCUUUCUUCCUUUUUGGACAAUGCAAUUGUGCAAUCCAAUGUUUUUCUGCAUUUUUUUUAAUCUUUAUAAGGCUUGCUGCAAAAAUAUCUCUGCUCUCCAUUACCUCUUCCUUAAAAUUCCUUCUUCUUCUCAAAGAAAUGACCCAAUUAAAGCAAUACCUGUGUACCAUAACCAAAGCUUUCAAGGUUGUUUUAAAUGAGAUGCAGAAGUAAAUACACAUAUGUCUAAUUUCAACUAAACUGAACUUGUAGUAGCAAAGAGAUUUCUGCCUUUUUUGAGAUGAGUCUCUCAAUGGAGUGCAAUGGCUCCAUCUUGGCCAACUGCAACCUCUGCCUCCUGGGUUCAAGCGAUUCUCCUGCCUCAGCCUCCCAAGUAGAAUA